AUGGAGAACGGUCGGGAGGAGUCUGAUGAUCCGACUCAGCUCAUUCUUCGGCGCAAGGGCUUACGCGAUUUGCAGUCGCUGCAUUUCCCACACAGGGCUACUUUGCGAGUUGUUUCCCUUUCCCACAACGCGCUUGAAGACUUAGGCCCCAUUUCGACACUUGAGUCCCUGGAGGAACUCAAUGUGAAUCACAAUCGCUUGAGCGACCUGAGCCCACUGGCGUCUUGUAACAUGCUCCACGUCUUGCUGGCGGCUAAUAACAGGGUGACCACGGUGGCCGGGCUGGAGGUGCUUCCCCGGUUGACAAGAGUGUCGCUGUACAGCAACUUGCUACCAGACUUGGAUGCCUUGAUCAACGCUUUGGCAGCAUUUGGACGGUUGACCUCGCUUGACCUUGGCGGCAACCCGUGUUUCCAUGAUAUUGCUCACAGACACAGCGUGGUUCGUGCCCUACCGGGCCUGAAGGAGUUGGACGGUGACGUGCUUGCCAGUGUGGACAGGCAGCUGGCCACCGAGUUCUUUGCUUGUGCCGAAGAAGUGGGCCUCGAAAGGCGGCCAGGCAGUUCCUACGGGCUCCGGCCGAAAACCGCUCCCAUCGUCACAGGUGCGCAAUCACAUCGGGAGGCCUCGCAGGCCUCGUCGGCCCGCAACAGGUCCAGCUCGAGGAGACCGAGAUCUCGAAGCAGCUCCAGGCCACGAUCUGGGUCGCCAGAUGUGGGCUCUGAGCCUUCGGCCCCUCCUGCUCCAGUGCUCACGGCUUGCGAGAACUCGUGGGAGGAUGUUGAGAAGUUCCAGGAAUACACCAAGGCUCUGCAGCUCCGUCUGCAGACGAUGCAGGUGGAAUGUGAGAACCUCCAAAAGCAGGUUCAAGGUCUCCGCCGGGAAGCCACAGAACCGAUUCUUGGAACAGCUACUCUACGAGAACGCUUGAGUGAGCUAGAGAAAGCCAACAAGGCGAUGCAUGACACGGCAGCCAAAAGCAGACAGAUGCGCUCGGCGCUGGAGGCACGAGAAGCCGAGCUCGCGCGCAGAAAGCAGGCGCUUGGCCAUCUCGGAAGUGAGCGUCCAGGAACAGCCCGGACACUAGCGAGGCCCGGUACUGCACAAGCAGCCGUUGAGUCGGCGUUAAUCAUUUCGCAGCCGGCGACACUGGAGGGCUACAAAGCACGCUGCAGCGCCCUCAAGCGCGAGGUGGAGUUCGAGCGUGAGCGUACCCUACAGUUGCGGGCAAAGCUGUGCUCCGAAAUCGUGGGUCGAGAGAUCAGCCCGCCUCCAAGCACAAGAAUAUAG
Molecule: messenger RNA, 1290 nt
Organism: Symbiodinium natans
Lineage: Eukaryota; Dinophyceae; Suessiales; Symbiodiniaceae
Source: the annotation of a GenBank genome assembly